Molecule: messenger RNA, 345 nt
Organism: Medioppia subpectinata
Lineage: Eukaryota; Metazoa; Arthropoda; Arachnida; Sarcoptiformes; Oppiidae
Source: the annotation of a GenBank genome assembly
AUGAUUUCGCGAGCAUUAUUUGUGGCGCCACUGCAGGCGGCGAUUGUGUUAUACCUAUUGUGGACACACUUGCGGUGGGCGUGUUUGGCGGGAAUGGGAAUACUUGUGCUGUUUAUACCAUUUCAAAUACUAAUGGGUCGUAUGUUUCGGAGUAUACGUCAAAAGACGGCUAAAUUAACUGACAGUCGAAUCCGUUUAAUGCAAGAGAUUAUCGCCGGAAUGCGUGUCAUAAAGAUGUACGCCUGGGAACAGCCCUUCGCACAGUUGGUCGCAACCGCUCGCAAGGCUGAAGUGAAACAAAUCCGUUCAUCAAAUUUCUUGAAAGGGCUACAUUCAACCGAAACU